Molecule: messenger RNA, 1368 nt
Organism: Meriones unguiculatus (Mongolian gerbil)
Lineage: Eukaryota; Metazoa; Chordata; Mammalia; Rodentia; Muridae
Gene: Txndc2
Product: thioredoxin domain containing 2
Exons: 1
Coding region: 35-1096 (353 amino acids)
Source: RefSeq, a predicted model, not a curated record
UGACCCCCUCCUGUUAAAGGUGGGUAAAGUCCUGAUGAAGCCCAUGUCCAAGGAGAGAGAAAUCCCCAAAUCCACACUUGACACCGUUCUGUCGAAGGCAAGUAAAGUCCAGAAGCCCUUAAAAGACGGCAUCAUAACCCAGGAGAGAGAAAUCUCCAAGUCCUCACAGGACAACACCCAGUCCAAGGAGGAUAAAGUCCAGAAUUCUUUAAAAGCUAUCGUCAUGACCCAGGAGAGUGAAAUCCCCAAGUCCGCACAGGACAACAUCCAGUCCAUGGAGGGUGAAGUCCAGAAUCCUUUAAAAGAUGGCGUUAUGACCCAGGAGGGUGAAAUCCAGAAUUCUUUAAAAGAUGGCGUCAUGACCCAGGAGGGUGAAAUCCCUGACUCCUCACAGGACAACAUCCAGUCCAUGGAGGGAGACACUUCAAAGUCCUCAGAAAACACCACCCAGCCUAAGGGGAUAGUCAUCGUUGAGACCCCAGAAGGUUCUAUCCACUCCAAUCAGGGAGACAUCGCUGAGACCCUAGAAGGUACCACCCAAUCUAAGGAGGGAGACAUCGCUGAGUCCCUAGAAGGUACCUCCCAAUCUAAGGAGGGAGACAUCGCUGAGUCCCUAGAAGGUACCACCCAAUCUAAGGAGGGAGACAUCGCUGAGUCCCUAGAAGGUACCACCCAGUUCCAGGAAGAAAAUGUCAUCAAAAUUUCAGAAGACACCUCGAAGCCCAUGGGAAUCUUAAUCCCACAUUUUGAUGAGGAUACAAUAUCCUUGGAUGAUGACAUGGUGAGAGUGAUCACGGGCAAGGAGGACUUUGAGGAGACGCUCAAAGAAGCUGGAGAGAAGCUGGUGGCCGUGGACUUCUCGGCUGUUUGGUGUGGGCCUUGCAGGACCAUCAGGCCCCACUUUCACUCCCUGUCUUUGAGGUAUGAUGAUGUCGUGUUCCUGGAAGUAGACGCAGACGACUGUGAACAGCUGGUGCAGGACCUGAACAUCCUCACCCUCCCAACGUUUCAGUUUUACAAAAAGGAAGAAAAGGUGGGCGAAUUUUCUGGGGCCCUGCUGGAACAACUCGAAGCAAGCAUUGCGGAAUUAAAGUGAUCCUGUAUUCUGAGAACACUGUAAACCCGUUGAUAGCUGCUUGCUUUUUGAUUUGCAAAAACAAACAAAGCAAAACAGACAAACAUGCUUACCUAAGUGGUUCUGCUUGUGUCUGAGAAACAUGAAAGCCCACCUGAGAGAAUCAAAGCAUGGAAUGUUCAUGAUUUUGCUGGGGGAAGAAAAAAGAAAAUUAGAGAGUCCCUGGGCGAAGAUCGUAAGUCCUGCGUCUUCUUUUUCCAUCUUGAAAAUCCUACCCUCUUUGGAUAUUUGCA